Messenger RNA from Exophiala bonariae, 549 nucleotides. RefSeq lists its product as uncharacterized. Bases 1 to 549 code for a protein of 182 amino acids. The record is from RefSeq and is a predicted model, not a curated record. The transcript has a single exon. NCBI's taxonomy places the organism in Eukaryota, Fungi, Ascomycota, Eurotiomycetes, Chaetothyriales, Herpotrichiellaceae.
AUGGACGAGCCUAGAGGAGAAGAUGAAACUCACAGUCCUACCUCAAGUUCUUCGUCAUCGACUGACCUUGGCCCCGGCGGGAGUCCGGGUGACGGUGUUUGUCCCUCAAUCUCAUCCCUCGAAGCAGUCUACAAGGCUACCUACGACAGUUGGGCCACUCCAGCGAGACAGACAUCACUUGAUGGACACAAUGAGCUGUUCGAUAUGGAUAUUUUCUUCCAGCUCAUGGCUAGAUUUCCGCCUUUUCGACCUCAUUCACUUGAAGACCUCAUUGCGCCUGGAACUACUCCUUCGGACUUAAUCGUCGACCUGGUCAUGUCCCUUGAGACCUGUAUGCUUCCAGAAUGCACCCAGCGCGAGAAGAGGGUACCUUACCACCUUCUCAUUGGAAGCUCAACGUGGAAGACGUAUGAGGUGGUUUACUCGCAUGAUCACGAGAAGAUAUCUCAAAUGGGUCUGCCACUUCAUUCGCUGCAAUAUCUGACUCGUCUGGUCCUGGCCUGGUCAUACAUUCUCUCCUGUCGUUGGGUAGAGAUUCUCCAGAGGUAA